AUGGGCAAGAAAGUACUAGACGACCGGCCGGCCUACCUGAGCUCCGAUAAUGCCAAAUAUUCGCUCGGUGUGCAUCGUGGCCCCUUGCCCACUGGCAACGAUGAGAUCACCAAGCUUGAACAGGUCGAGUCGGUCGGUGGUGUCUCUCUAGCGACUACCCAUCGAACGCGCAAACAGAGAAUGGCUCGCCAUUGGAAGCGUUUCUGGUGCUGUUACUUGGUCGGCAAUGUUAUCUUUUUGGCCAUUUUCCUGCCCAUCUUCUUCCUCGUCAUUAUUCCCGCCAUCUCUCAAUUGGUCGUGAAUAAGUCCAGCCUUGUUCUCGUCAACGCGGCAGUCAUGCAGCCUCGGCCCGACUCCAUCCAGUUGACUCUGCAAUCUGCAUUGGACCUGAAGAUCGCAUUGCCCGUGCGCAUUGAACCGAUCGUGCUGAAUUUGUUCAACCGCGACACUGGCUCCGACAACCCCUGGGCCAAUAUCACCAUUGACGGUAAGACUAUCAAGGGUAACACUACUCUCGGAGUCACCGAUACACAUACCCCGUUCGCCAACGAGACCAUCUGGACCAACUACGUGCAUGACGUCGUCUUCAAGAAGGAGUCCACCUUGUCACUCCGUGGCUCGACUAAUUCCUACCUCGGAAAGCUCAAGUCUCAUGUGACUAUGGACAAAGAUGUGGUUUCGCCGACACUUGACUCUUUCACUGGCUUCAGCAUCUCCGACGCUACUCUGCUGCUACCCGCCCGCUCGGACGGUACCAAUCUCAUUGGCAAUGCCACUCUUCCCAACCCAUCCGUGUUGACCAUCGAGAUCGGCACGAUUAUCCUUGAUAUCUACAGUGGCAGCCUCCUCAUCGGCAACGCUACCCUGGAAGGCCUCACUCUCAAGCCCGGCAACCACACGAACGCCAUCACCGGUGUAUUGGACCUGAAGAAGAUCAUCGCAAACCUGGGCGAGGUGCUCAAGACACAAGCAUCCGCCCUCAAGACCGGCAAUCUGGCCCUCGACACAGUCACCCGGUCGGUGGUCUGGAACGGCACCGAAGUGCCUUACUACACCAAGGUGAUGCACGAGCUCACCCUCACCGCGAACGUGGGCCUCGUCUCUACCUUGAAGAACACCCUGCACAACCUGCUGCAUUCCGACGGCAGCAGUAGCAGCAGCAACUUGACCUCCCUCAUCCCCAGCCUGAAUCUCACCUCCGAUAGCAGCUCGGUAUCAUCCAAGCUCAAGCGCAACGUCCAUCUCCUGGACGCAUUCAAAGACGAGCACCCUGUCAAGCGCGAUGCGAUCAUCGACUCGCUAGCAAACCUCUAUACCAAGGAGUAA
Molecule: messenger RNA, 1326 nt
Organism: Penicillium cataractarum
Lineage: Eukaryota; Fungi; Ascomycota; Eurotiomycetes; Eurotiales; Aspergillaceae
Product: DUF3712 domain-containing protein
Exons: 3
Coding region: 1-1326 (441 amino acids)
Cellular component (GO): fungal-type vacuole membrane
Source: RefSeq, a predicted model, not a curated record